Hyaloscypha bicolor E is the source of this 2136-nucleotide messenger RNA. Its product is annotated as HET-domain-containing protein. The transcript has 3 exons. NCBI's taxonomy places the organism in Eukaryota, Fungi, Ascomycota, Leotiomycetes, Helotiales, Hyaloscyphaceae. Bases 1 to 2136 code for a protein of 711 amino acids. The record is from RefSeq and is a predicted model, not a curated record.
AUGGAUCCGGGAGAAGACGGUAGUGAUUCUUGCUCAGCAGGCCCACCGCGGAAGAGGAAGAAGUGUAAUGCCCUCGAAGUGGCAGGUGCAAAAGAGAAUGUGUUUGAAGAGACCAGUGGUGGAGAGUCUGAUGGAGAUGAUGGGUCCUUGUUCGACUUUGAUUCUGGGCAAUCGAGGCUGCCCCCUUCUGUUUUGUGUGUGAAGUGCCAAUUUAUAUGUGACAAUUGGUCUUCAAUUCUCUCCCGAAUGCUCGAAGAUGAUCACAUUGAUUUUCCUCACUGCGGCAGUAGCUUUGUUCUUGAGUCUUCGGCAAAACGAGGGUGUUCCCUCUGUGCCCAGUUCUUGGCGAGCGUUGAUCAGGAACGGCUAGAAGAUAGUAGGCAAAGCCGUCAGGAGAAACAGGGCGAUGGGAUUGGUGAUCUUGGCGGUCGUAUUAAAGUUCAAAAUGCUGUGUUCGACAGAAAAGAUGUCAAUCCCAUUCACCGAAAACAUUGCUGGAUAUUGCAUUUGUCCUUCGGCCAUGGGGUACAAAACUUUUUUGUAGAUAUCGUCCCAGCUCUCGGCCCUACCUUCCGCGCCCCAUCUAAAGAAUGCUUUUUGACUUCGCGCGAUGCUCUACCACUUGCUGAGCAGUGGAUGAGGCGUUGCUGCAAUACUCACAGACUUUGCAAUGCUCCCAUUGAUGACUUCUUACCUACCCGUCUCAUCUCUGUCAAUGGCACUCACCCCUAUCUAAUCCUCACCAGCCAACUCAAGAUCAAACCGAAAUAUGCCACCCUAAGUCAUUGCUGGGGACAAAUCAAAUAUCUUACGUUGACAAAGGCCACCAUAGAGAACUUCAAACAAAGAAUUCCGCUAGAAGCAUUGCUGAAAACAUUUCUUGACGCUAUUCGCAUCACUCAAGAAUUUGGAAUUGACUAUCUCUGGAUCGACUCGCUUUGCAUUGUGCAAGAUGACGCAGAUGACUGGGAUAGAGAAGCUUCGUCGAUGGCUGGCGUAUAUGGCAGUUCAACCCUCAAUAUAGCGGCUUCCGGUGCAUCAGAUGGACGCAUUGGUUGCUUUUUCCAGCGAGGAGGGAGCCUUAAGUGCCAAGUCGAGAUGACGGUUUGCGGCGAGAAGGUACUUUACGACGUUGUACCAAGACUGAUGUAUGAACGCAGUCUGGCCAGAAUGCCGCUAUCUAAGCGUGGUUGGGCGUUACAAGAGAGAGUGCUGCCUCGGCGGACUCUGCACUUCACUUCAACGGAAGUCUUCUGGGAAUGUCUUCAAAAAACAGCCUGCGAAACCUUCCCUGAUGGACUACCAGCAGCGAUCUUGUACCGUCCGUACGGCCGCAACUCAUUUCGCAAAGGCUUUAUUUCAAAGUCGAUGUGGAUGUCCCUCGUUGAGAUGUACUCCGAAUGUCACUUGACGAAAAGCAGCGAUAAGCUUGUCGCCAUCUCCGGACUUGCUCGGAGCCUUCAGCUCCAAACCAAAGAACAGUACGUGGCGGGUCUCUGGCGGGAAGACUUAGAGCUUCAACUCUGCUGGGAGGUCUCUUUUGACCGCUUCAAUGCAACAACUCCGCCGUAUAGAACGCCGAGUUGGUCGUGGGCGUCGGUUGAUUCCCAGAUCAAGUUUCGCAACAUCGAGAAGUACGGUCCAGGAUGCUGGAAUAUCAAGAUUAUCCAAGUUCAUGUCAAACCGUCUAGACUCGACCCUCUCGGUGAAAUCAAGAGCGGAAUUCUUAGGCUUAGCUGUGAGGUACUGAUACACGUGACUGUUAAGAUCGCCGCGGACGGCUUUUACAUGGUUAUCAACGCAACAGACAUUGAGACGAAGAUGGGACUCGAUUACGAGGAUAUGCAUACGACGUUUGACCAAUCCAACCAACCAAUAACUCGACUAUACAAUUUCUACGCCCUCCCUGUCCGAGGUUACAAUUCUGGUUCGCGGGUCAUAGGAUUGUUCCUGGAGCCAACGGGUAAAGAUGGGGAGUUUCGAAGGGUGGGCAUCUUCCGCCUGACAGGAGAUCAAUGCCUCCGAAACUUCGAAGAAUGUGCGAAAAACACAAAAUGCCAUGCCAAAAAGGAAGAGUACUAUCGAAUUCGAAAGGACAAGUUUGGACAAGAGCAUCGCAUCAUCGCCAUUAUAUGA